AUGGCGGGGAACGACUGGAUCAAUAGCUACCUGGAGGCUAUCCUCGACGCGGGCGGGGCCGCGGGGGAAAUCUCGGCAGCCGCAGGUGGCGGCGGCGGGAUUGAGGGGGCGUCCGGAGAGAAGCGGGACAAGUCGUCGCUGAUGCUCCGGGAGCGCGGCCGGUUCAGCCCCGCGCGAUACUUCGUCGAGGAGGUCAUCUCCAGUUUCGACGAGACUGACCUUUACAAGACCUGGGUCCGAACAUCGGCGAUGAGGAGCCCUCAGGAGCGGAACACGCGGCUGGAGAACAUGUCCUGGAGGAUCUGGAACCUUGCCAGGAAGAAGAAGCAGAUUGAAGGAGAGGAAGCCUCUCGUUUGUCUAAACAACGCCUAGAACGUGAGAAAGCUCGUCAAUAUGCUGCUGCUGAUUUCUCUGAAGAUCUAUCUGAAGGAGAAAAAGGAGAAAACAGUAAUGAACCAUCUAUUCAUGAUGAGAGGACAAGGACGCGGAUACCGAGGAUUGGUUCAACUGAUGCUAUUGAGGCAUGGGCAAGCCAGCACAAAGAUAAAAAAUUGUACAUUGUACUGAUAAGCAUUCAUGGCCUAAUUCGCGGUGAGAAUAUGGAGCUGGGACGUGACUCAGAUACCGGUGGUCAGGUCAAAUAUGUUGUAGAACUUGCUAGAGCUUUAGGUUCAACACCAGGCGUAUACAGAGUGGAUCUACUUACAAGGCAGAUUUCUGCACCUGAUGUUGAUUGGAGUUAUGGGGAACCUACUGAGAUGCUCAGUCCAAUAUGUUCAGAGAACUUUGGGCAUGAGAUGGGCGAAAGCAGUGGUGCCUACAUUGUUCGUAUACCAUUUGGACCAAGAGAUAAAUAUAUCCCUAAAGAGCAUCUGUGGCCCUACAUCCAGGAAUUUGUUGAUGGUGCACUUGUUCACAUUGUGCAGAUGUCCAAGGUACUUGGAGAACAAGUUGGUAGUGGGCAACCUGUAUGGCCUGUUGUUAUACACGGACACUAUGCUGAUGCUGGUGAUUCUACUGCUUUAUUGUCUGGGGCACUUAAUGUACCUAUGGUAUUCACAGGCCAUUCUCUUGGCAGAGACAAGUUGGAGCAGAUUUUGAAGCAAGGGCGUCAAACCAGGGAUGAAAUAAAUGCAACCUACAAGAUAAUGCGCCGAAUUGAGGCUGAAGAACUUUGUCUUGAUGCAUCUGAAAUUAUAAUUACAAGCACCAGGCAAGAAAUAGAACAACAAUGGGGAUUAUAUGAUGGUUUUGAUCUAACUAUGGCCCGGAAACUUAGAGCAAGAAUAAAACGUGGUGUGAGCUGCUUUGGUCGUUACAUGCCCCGUAUGAUUGCAAUCCCUCCUGGCAUGGAGUUUAGCCAUAUAGCACCUCAUGAUGUUGAUCUGGAUGGUGAAGAAGGAAAUGAAGAUGGCUCAGCUUCACCAGAUCCACCUAUUUGGGCUGAUAUAAUGCGCUUCUUCUCAAACCCCCGUAAGCCCAUGAUUCUUGCUCUUGCUCGUCCAGAUCCCAAGAAGAAUAUCACUACUCUAGUCAAGGCAUUUGGUGAACAUCGUGAAUUGAGAAAUUUAGCAAAUCUGACACUGAUCAUGGGCAAUCGUGAUGUCAUUGAUGAAAUGUCAAGCACAAAUGCAGCUGUUUUGACUUCAGUACUCAAGCUAAUUGAUAAAUAUGAUCUAUAUGGGCAGGUGGCAUAUCCCAAGCACCAUAAGCAAUCAGAAGUUCCUGAUAUUUAUCGUUUAGCGGCGAGAACAAAGGGGGUUUUUAUCAAUUGUGCGUUCAUUGAACCAUUUGGACUUACCUUGAUUGAGGCUGCUGCAUAUGGUUUACCAAUGGUUGCCACACGAAAUGGUGGGCCUGUCGACAUACAUCGGGUUCUUGAUAAUGGAAUUCUUGUUGAUCCCCACAAUCAAAAUGAAAUAGCUGAAGCACUUUAUAAGCUUGUAUCAGAUAAGCAUUUGUGGGCACAAUGCCGACAGAAUGGUCUGGAAAACAUCCAUCAAUUUUCAUGGCCUGAACAUUGCAAGAACUACUUGUCACGUGUUGGCACACUCAAACCUAGACAUCCCCGCUGGCAAAAGAGUAAUGAUGCAACUGAAAUAUCUGAAGCAGAUUCACCUGAAGACUCUCUGAGGGAUAUUCAUGACAUAUCUCUUAACUUAAAGCUUUCCUUGGACAGUGAAAAAUCAGGCAGCAAAGAUGGAAAUUCGAAUACUGUGAGAAGACAUCUUGAGGAUGCAGUACAAAAGUUGUCAAGAGAUGUUAGUGACAGCAGAAUGGAGGUGUUAAGUGAGAAUGGUAGAUGGCCAUCAUUGCGUGGGAGGAAGCAAAUCAUUGUGAUUGCUGUAGACUCUGUGCAAGAUGCAGACUUUGUUCAGGUUAUUAAAAAUAUUUUUGAAGCUUCAAGCAAUGGGAGAUUAAGUGGUUCUGUUGGUUUCAUAUUGUCUACGUCUAAAGCAAUAUUAGAGAUACAUGCUUUGCUAAUAUCUGGAGGCAUAGAAACUAGUGAUUUUGAUGCCUUCAUAUGCAACAGUGGCAGUGAUCUUUGUUAUCCAUCUUCAAGCUCUGAAGACAUGCUUAGCCCUGCUGAGCUCCCAUUCAUGAUUGACCUUGAUUAUCACUCCCAAAUUGAAUAUCGCUGGGGAGGAGAAGGUUUAAGGAAGACACUAAUUCGUUGGGCAGCUGAAAAAAACAAUGAAAGUGGACAAAAUGUAAUUGUUGAGGAUGAAGAAUGUUCAUCCACUUAUUGCAUUUCGUUUAAAGUGAUGAAUACUGAGGCUGCAUCUCCUGUGAAAGAGAUUAGGCGGACAAUGAGAAUUCAAGCCCUGCGCUGUCAUGUGUUGUACAGCCAUGAUGGCAGCAAGCUGAAUGUUAUUCCUGUUUUAGCUUCUCGCUCGCAGGCUUUAAGGUAUCUGUAUAUAAGAUGGGGUUUAGAUCUGUCAAACAUGACAGUGGUUGUUGGUGAAAGUGGUGACACAGAUUAUGAAGUUUUAAUUGGAGGUGUGCACAAGACCAUCAUACUCAAAGGCUCGUUCAAUGCUGUUCCAAACCAAGUUCACACUGCUAGGAGCUAUUCAUUGCAAGAUGUUGUAUCCUUUGAGAAACCAGGAAUUGCUUCAGUUGAGGGAUAUGGUCCAGACAACCUAAAAUCAGCUCUACAGCAAUUUGGUAUAUUGAAAGACUAAAAUUUUGAUCUUGCCAGUCAGCAGAGGAAUCGAACUAAAUUAGGAUCGACGAGAUGAGUGGCAGGACUUCCCUAUGCUAUUCUACACCACCAUGCCACCAUGCCAGAAAUAAGGGGCUUGCAUUGUAUGGCCCUUACUAGACAUGAGAGGAUUGGAGACACAAACUUGUCAGUUUCUCUGUUCCAAAACUCAAAAGAUGUUAUUUUGUAACAACACCGCAAUAAGGCUGAUGUUUACAGACAUGUACAACGUGCACAACUUCAUUUCAAGCUCAUUUGAAAUCUUAAUUUUCUUAGAUCAGGAUUCUUUUUCGAACGCUUUGGGCUGAAUGUUUCUCCGGCUUGUCUGCAA
This is a messenger RNA of Panicum hallii, 3537 nucleotides long. Its product is annotated as probable sucrose-phosphate synthase 4. Bases 1 to 3186 code for a protein of 1061 amino acids. Gene Ontology annotation, molecular function: sucrose-phosphate synthase activity; sucrose synthase activity. The transcript has 14 exons. The record is from RefSeq and is a predicted model, not a curated record. NCBI's taxonomy places the organism in Eukaryota, Viridiplantae, Streptophyta, Magnoliopsida, Poales, Poaceae. Gene Ontology annotation, biological process: sucrose metabolic process.